AGAGCACACACGAUACUCGACCCAAAUCUCCAGUAUGACAAAUUCAAAUCAAUUAGCUGUACGCCAAUCUAUUGAUCAGGAGAUCAAAAAUUUGAGCAUCGAUUCACAGCCUCGAAAGGAUGAUGCACCGACCUUCAACCUUAGAACAACACUGCUUUUGGCCUCAGUGUUCUUGUGCGUAUUCCUCGUCGGCCUGGACAGGACUAUCGUAUCAACAGCGAUUCCCAGCAUCAGUAAUGAUUUCAACGCCUUGUCCGACGUAGGUUGGUAUGGCAGUGCCUACAAUAUGACCAACUGCUGUUUUCAGCUCCUUUUUGGCAAACUGUAUGCCUUCUUCCCUACCAAAGUUGUGCUCAUCGCGAGCGUUAUCCUAUUUGAAACGGCUUCUGCCAUUUGCGGUGCGGCGCCAAACUCGAUCACUUUCAUCGUCGGCCGCGCGAUUGCAGGUAUUGUGUGUAUAGUCUAUACUGUCCCAUUAGCCAAGCGACCCGCGCUGCAAGGCAUGAUGAGUGCUAUUAUGGGUGUUGCCACCGUCGCUGGUCCAUUGAUCGGUGGCGCUUUCACAUCGCAUGUCACUUGGAGAUGGUGUUUUUACAUAAACCUCCCUGUUGGAGGUCUAUCCAUCGCCGCAAUUCUCCUCUUCCUUAAAGUACCCGACAACGAGCAAACCAAGCUCCCAACCACGCAAAAGCUGGCUCAAGUCGAUUUUCCCGGUUCCAUGUUUCUUCUCCCGGGUAUUGUGUGCCUGCUUCUGGCGCUCCAGUGGGGUGGGCAGACCUAUACUUGGAACAGUAGCCGCAUCAUUGUCCUCCUCAUCCUUCAAGGCGUACUUCUACUUGGUUUCGUCACUGUACAGAUCUAUCUCCCAAAGACAGCGACGACGCCACUGCGACUGUUCAAGUACCGCAGUCUGGUCUCCGGCUUAUGGGCUGCGAUCUGCAUCGGCGCAUCGCAAUACAUCUUCAUCUACUAUCUCCCCCUUUGGUUUCAGUCCAUCAAGCACGUCUCCGCCAUCUCCUCAGGCACCCACAUCCUCCCCCUCAUGCUCUCCACGAUCAUCGGUGCAAUGUCCGGUGGUAUCAUCAAUCAGAAGAUCGGCUACUACACACCUCUGGCGAUACUAGGAGCCUGCAUGAUGUCAAUCGGCGCAGGCUUGCUUACCACACUCCAAAUCGACUCGGGCGCGGGGAAGUGGAUUGGGUAUCAGGCGUUGUUUGGGCUCGGUACCGGGUACUGUUUCCAAACGCCGAUGCUGGCCGCGCAGACAGUAUUACCGAAGACAGACGUACCUAUGGGCCUGGCCUUGAUCUUGUUUGGCCAGCUGCUUGGAGCCUCUUUAUUCGUGUCGGUGGGCGAGAAUGUGCUUGCUAACCAGCUGUUGAAGAAGUUAUCUGGGAUCCCAGGGUUCGACCGCGCGCUUAUUACCUCUGGUGGCGCAACAAAUUUCCUAGAUGCAUUGCCCGCAGAAUAUCAAGCACAAGCGCUGACAAGCUACAACGAGGCGCUGAGGACGGUGUUUCAGGUCGGCUUGAUUCUCGCGUGUUUUGUCAUGCUCGGUGUUGGUUCGUUGGAGUGGAAUAGUGUCAAGAAGGCACAACCGGAUGCUCAGGAGGAGUAA
Paraphaeosphaeria sporulosa is the source of this 1618-nucleotide messenger RNA. RefSeq names its product putative MFS aflatoxin efflux pump. NCBI's taxonomy places the organism in Eukaryota, Fungi, Ascomycota, Dothideomycetes, Pleosporales, Didymosphaeriaceae. The record is from RefSeq and is a predicted model, not a curated record. Gene Ontology annotation, molecular function: transmembrane transporter activity. The transcript is spliced from 6 exons. The coding region runs from base 35 to 1618 and encodes 527 amino acids. Gene Ontology annotation, biological process: transmembrane transport.